Annulohypoxylon truncatum is the source of this 1582-nucleotide messenger RNA. RefSeq lists its product as uncharacterized. The transcript has 2 exons. Gene Ontology annotation, cellular component: cytosol. The coding region runs from base 505 to 1569 and encodes 354 amino acids. Gene Ontology annotation, molecular function: glyoxylate reductase (NADPH) activity; NAD binding; hydroxypyruvate reductase [NAD(P)H] activity. The record is from RefSeq and is a predicted model, not a curated record. NCBI's taxonomy places the organism in Eukaryota, Fungi, Ascomycota, Sordariomycetes, Xylariales, Hypoxylaceae.
CCACAUGAAUGUGCCGUUAUACCCUGACAUCAGUCCUCUGUUCGUUGCUGUCGGUAGCGAGUAGGAUCGCGAACCACGGGUAACUAAUCCAUCCUACUCCACUGUAACCCGUCUCCAACGCCGGUUUGCGGAGGAUUCAUACAAGGAAGCUCGAGAAGCUUGGAGUAACACCAAUAGGAAACUAAUUUCCGACCGGCAACUGAUGUUCUCGUCGGGUUGACCGCGAUCGAGCCGACCACAACCAACUUUUUGCUUAUUUCUCCGCAUUCCACUAGGGAAUAUCCCCGGGUGCGGCUCAGUCCAUGUAAGUUCUCAUGUGACUACCUAGGUAUGUAGACAUUGCGGGUUGUGGUUGGAGAUCGGAGGGCGGGGAUAUAAUAUAUAGCGAGGAAUGGAAUAGAAAUCGUAGUGUUUCUAUUCCGCAGCUACUCUGCAGAUGAAACUGAGACAGUAGAAAUCCAAAGACGGGAAAAUAAAGGAAGACAUACUAUCAAGAGAACAACCAUGUCAGAGAAGCGGAAGCCUGUCGUCCUCCACAUCGGAGACCCCGUCAAGCAUAACCCAGACGUAUACGAGCGCUUCGCAUCAGAAUUCACGAUAAUACAUCCGACGGUAGAAGAGCGCCAGCGAGGGCCGUUUCUACAAGCCCUUCGGGACCGGAAAUGGGGUGAUUUCGACGCCGUAUUCCGGCCAUUUUGGAACACAGGCGGCGAGAUGGGCCGCUGGGAUAAGGAACUCGUCCCCUUACUCCCUAAAUCGGUGAAAAUCUACGCCAGUGCCGGCGCUGGAUACGACUGGGCCGACGUCGACGUUCUAGCAGAGCACGGAAUCCUCUACUGCAACGGCGCCCGCGCCUCCUCCGAAGCCGUAUCCGACAUGGCCAUCUUCCACAUAAUCAGCACGUUCCGGAACCUGGGCUGGUCGCAGAUGGCCGCGCGGUCGGGGGACCCGGCCGUCUGGGCCGAAGCGCACAAGUACGUGAGCCACACGGCGCACAACCCGCGCGACCACGUGCUGGGCGUCAUCGGGCUGGGCAACAUCGGGUCGCUGAUCGCGCGCAAGGCGGCCGCCUGCUUCGGCAUGCGGGUCCGGUACCACGACGUCGAGCGCAAGAGCGCCGAGCACGAGGGCGGCGCGGGGAACGCCGUCUUCGUGCCCACGCUCGACGGGCUGACCGCCGAGGCCGACUGCGUCGUCCUCGCCACGCCCUUCGGCGGCUCCGUGCUCAUCGACGCCGAGUGCCUGGCCAAGUUCAAGCGCGGGUCGCGCUUCGUGAACAUCGCGCGCGGCACGCUCGUCGACGAGGACGCGCUCGUCCGCGCCCUCAAGUCGAAGCACCUGCACGCGGCGGGCCUCGACGUCUACGCGAACGAGCCGCACGUGCACCCCGAGCUGCUCAAGUUGACGAACGUGACCCUUACGACCCACAACGCGGGCGGAGCCCUCGAGACGAUGUACGGCUUCGAGAGGCUGGCUAUGGAGAAUAUCGAGGCUUACCUGCUAAAGGGGAAGGCGUUGACGCCGGUUAACGCGCACUUGUUGAAGAAUAAGGGAGACUUAAAGUUGUAAGAAUAAAUGAUAG